AUGUGGAAUGAUGGUGAUUUAGAUUUCAUAGGGUUUUCUGUUGCUGCGGACAUUUUAGCUUUGGUGAUAGUGAGGGGUUUGGAAAUCAGAAUGCCAGCACAUCAGCAUUCUUCUCAAAUAGACACCUUAAAGCUAAAGACUGAGAUUGAAAGGAGCCUAGGUCGCCAAAAGGUAGAGGAGUAUUUCGAUCUUCUCAAAAGAUUUUUAAGCCUUAAGAUUAGCAAAUCCAACUUUGAUAAACUCUGCAUUAGCAAAAUUGGAAGAGAAAAUGUUAGUCUUCAUAAUCAUCUCAUCAGAUCAAUCAUAAGCAAUGCAUGCCUCUCACAAAUCCCCCCAUCAAAAGACCACAAGGUAGAAGGUUCUCUUAGUGUUAAAGUGGCAAAUGGGUAUCAAGGAAGUGGCAUUCAAUCACUAUGCAGGGAUAUUCCACAAUCCCCACAAAAGGGCAAGACCCCAAGUAUCCGUGAUCAAAAACAUAGUACUAUAGAGAUGCUUUCUUUUGGUAGUAGACCACCCGGCUCGGUAGAAGAUGGGAAAGAGGUUCAUCAGGCAUUAGGAAGCCCAAACAUUUAUAGUAGGAGCCCUGUUAGGGCUCCUUUUGGCAUCCCCUUGAAGACCAAAGGAAUGAGGAAAGUGUUAUGGGGUGGAUCAAUGACGGCAAUUUUUACAAGGACUUGUCAGAACUGGGGUGAGCUACCUGAUACUAGUUCUUUAAGGAAGAGAUUGGAGCAGAAGUGGGAGAUGGUGGGUGUGAAGAUCUCGGUGGAUUGUGCCAACUUAUUGAACAAUGGCCUUGAUGUAUAUCUCAAGAGACUGAUAAAGCCUUGUUUAUCUCAAGAGAUUGAUAAAGCCUUGUUUGGAUCUUGUUGGUUCAAGGAAACAGAGAGGGACUUUUGGUGA
Molecule: messenger RNA, 900 nt
Organism: Juglans regia (Persian walnut)
Lineage: Eukaryota; Viridiplantae; Streptophyta; Magnoliopsida; Fagales; Juglandaceae
Exons: 3
Coding region: 1-900 (299 amino acids)
Biological process (GO): regulation of transcription by RNA polymerase II
Cellular component (GO): SAGA complex
Molecular function (GO): transcription coactivator activity
Source: RefSeq, a predicted model, not a curated record